GCGGCUGAGCCGUGGGCUCCCGAGAGCCCAGCUCUCCUUCGGCUUUUCCUGGAGAAUGGCUCAGAAGGAGAACGCCUACCCCUGGCCCUACAGCUCGCUGAAGUCUCAUUCGGGCCUGAACACCCUGCCCCAGAGAGUGCUGCGGAAGGAGCCUGCUGUGACAUCUACGCUUGCCCUCAUGAACCGGACCAGUGGCCAGUGCGCAGCCGCCCCUGGCCAGAAGCUGUCUGAAAAUGUCAGUCGGGGCCCCACUGCCUUGCGGACCCUCACUAUUGACGACUUUGAGAUUGGGCGUCCUCUGGGCAAAGGCAAAUUUGGAAAUGUGUAUUUGGCCCGGGAGAAGAAAAGCCAGUUCAUUGUGGCGCUCAAGAUCCUCUUCAAGUCUCAGAUUGAGAAGGAGGGAGUGGAGCACCAGCUGCGCCGAGAGAUCGAAAUCCAGGCGCAUCUGAAACAUCCCAACAUUCUUCAGCUCUACAACUACUUCUACGACCGGCGGAGGAUCUACUUGAUACUGGAAUAUGCCCCGCGUGGGGAGCUCUACAAGGAACUACAGAAGAACCGAACUUUCGACGAGCAGCGGACAGCCACGAUCAUGGAGGAGCUGUCAGAUGCCCUGAUGUACUGCCACAAGAAGAAGGUCAUUCACAGAGACAUAAAACCUGAGAAUCUGCUGUUAGGUCUCCAGGGGGAGCUGAAGAUUGCGGACUUCGGCUGGUCUGUGCAUGCCCCCUCCCUGAGGAGGAAGACCAUGUGUGGCACCCUGGACUAUCUGCCCCCAGAGAUGAUUGAGGGGCGUAUGCAUAACGAAAUGGUAGACCUAUGGUGCAUUGGGGUGCUCUGCUAUGAACUGCUGGUGGGAAACCCUCCCUUCGAGACUGCUAACCACAGUGAGACAUACCGUCGGAUUGUCAAGGUGGACCUGAAGUUCCCCCCGUCUGUGCCUGAGGGUGCCAAGGACCUCAUCUCUAAACUGCUCAAGCACAACCCUUCAGAGCGGCUGCCCCUGGCCCAGGUUGCAGCUCACCCUUGGGUCCGGGCCCAUUCUCAGAGGGUACUGUCUCCCUCUGCCCUUCAGCCUGGUUCUUGAUUUUUGUCUCUGUCCUUUGCUUGGUUUUCUUUGUAUAUUUGUGUAUAUGUUGGGGGAGGGGAGGGUUGUUCAUGACUAUGCACAACUCCCUUUCUAAGGAAUCUGACCCCCCUUCUGACCUCCACAGGCAAAACCAGGCUUACCUGGGGUGCACACACAUGUAGACAAAACAUAAAAUUAAAACAGUGCAGGAGGCUGGGCGGUGGUGGAGCACGCCUUUAAUCCCAGCACUUGGGAGGCAGAGGCAGGCGGAUCUCUGUGAG
Messenger RNA from Chionomys nivalis (European snow vole), 1350 nucleotides. It is a transcript of the gene Aurkb, whose product is annotated as aurora kinase B. Gene Ontology annotation, biological process: regulation of cytokinesis; protein phosphorylation; mitotic spindle organization. The record is from RefSeq and is a predicted model, not a curated record. NCBI's taxonomy places the organism in Eukaryota, Metazoa, Chordata, Mammalia, Rodentia, Cricetidae. The transcript is spliced from 9 exons. Gene Ontology annotation, molecular function: ATP binding; protein kinase activity. Gene Ontology annotation, cellular component: spindle pole centrosome; chromosome passenger complex; spindle microtubule. The coding region runs from base 56 to 1087 and encodes 343 amino acids.